Molecule: messenger RNA, 7464 nt
Organism: Drosophila obscura
Lineage: Eukaryota; Metazoa; Arthropoda; Insecta; Diptera; Drosophilidae
Gene: mbl
Product: protein muscleblind
Exons: 8
Coding region: 1139-4372 (1077 amino acids)
Molecular function (GO): metal ion binding
Source: RefSeq, a predicted model, not a curated record
AAUCGCCAUCCGCCCAAGAAGCGCACCUACUGCAACCGACUGCAAGUGCCGCAAGUGCCUCACGCCUGCCAGCGCUGCUUCUGCCGCCUGCUCCUUCAGUCUCCAGCCGACUGCGUUUCCGUGCGGUUCUAGUCGUCGUCCAGCCCCACGGGUUUGUACCCAGUUUGCCGUUAGAUCUCGUCGUUGUUGCGCUUUUAAGCCAAGUUCUCGCCUCUGCUCGGCUUUCUGCUCCGCUCGCGGAGAGAUCCUUUGCUGCCGUUGCUCCUUGCUCGCGUUUAAGUUGCGCGCGCGCUUUUCCACCCAGUGCCGAUAUCAGUGAACAAACCCGAAACAGAUCUCAAAACAGUGUGUGAAACAGCCCGAAAGUGAAAUAACUGACCUUGGACUUUGCAGUGCGUGGAUCAGCUUUGCUUCUUGUGUGCAGCGCGGCUUUGGGCCCAAAAGGAACCACAGAAAAGGCAGAAGUGCAAGACAUAAAAACAUAAGCAUUAGCCAGCCCGAAAAUAAAGAGUUUUAGUGCAAUAAAAGCCAACAGAAAAAGAAAAGCUAUUCCCUGCGUUGCGUCGUCUCUGCUUUCGAUUUACCAGAUAAUGUAAAAUCAGCUUGAACAAAAAAAAAACAUAAAAAACAAAAACAACAUUAACAGCUGCGUCUAUCUAUACUAGAUAUAUAUAUACACACACACACUCACAUCUACUAUAUAGUGAUAUAAGAGUUCGAGUUUCCCCCUUCCCUCCCAGAAGUCAGCUAUCAGCUAUAUCCUCCCCAAAAGCUUUGUGUGCUCCGCAGCAAAACGUGUAAAACGCUAAGAAAAAAAAAAAAAAAACAAAAACCAUCUUCUAUUAAGAUCUAUAUGCUAUAUAUACCUUACAUAUAUAUAUAUAUACACUGAGUGCUGAUCCAAGUUUUAGUGCUGUUUGUUUAUUGCGCGUGUGUGUGUAAACUCGAUCUACAAACUCCAAACAAACAAACAAACAAAUAAAAAAAAAACGCGUUCUAGUCGCCAGGCGCUAAGCUAAAAAGUCUAUUUGAAAGCUAUCCUAGAUCCGUAUAAAGCAUAUAAACAAACACACACACACACAUCUCAACUCAUAUAUAUACAUACUAUAUAUCUGUAUCUGUCAAAUACAACGAUAAAAUGGCCAACGUUGUCAAUAUGAACAGCCUGCUCAACGGCAAGGACUCGCGCUGGCUGCAGCUGGAGGUCUGUCGGGAGUUUCAGCGCAACAAGUGCUCGCGCCAGGACACCGAAUGCAAGUUUGCCCAUCCACCGGCCAAUGUGGAGGUACAGAACGGCAAGGUCACCGCCUGCUACGACAGCAUCAAGGGCCGCUGUAAUCGUGAGAAACCGCCGUGCAAAUAUUUUCAUCCACCACAGCAUCUGAAGGAUCAGCUAUUGAUAAAUGGACGCAAUCAUUUGGCCCUCAAGAAUGCACUGAUGCAACAGAUGGGCAUUGCGCCCGGCCAGCCGGUCAUAUCCGGCCAAGUGCCAGCUGUGGCCACAAAUCCAUACUUGACUGGGAUACCAGCCAACUCGUACAGUCCGUACUACACAACUGGACAUUUGGUGCCCACUUUGUUGGGACCCGAUCCCUCGGCUGUGGCCUCACAGCUGGGACCUGUGGUGCCGCAGGCGGUGCAGGUGCAACAACAGAAAAUACCACGUUCCGACAGAUUAGAGGUGUGUCGCGAGUUCCUGCGCGGCGCCUGCAAGCGGGCGGAGUCCGAAUGCCGGUUCGCACACCCGCAGGAGAGUGUCGCACGCCAUGACGAUGGCUCCAUCACGGUAUGCAUGGACGCUGUGAAGGGACGGUGUGCCCGUGAUCCCUGCCGCUACUUUCAUCCCCCCCUGCACCUACAGGCACAAUUAAAAGCGGCCCAAACACGCGCCACCGCUGUCGCUGCUGCAGCUGCGACCUCACCUGUUACGGCACACCACCACCAAGCACACCACCAUCACCACCAGCAACAACUACAACAGCAACAACAACAACAGCAGUUGCAGCAACAGCUGAACAACAUCAACAACAACAACAACAACAACUGCAGUGCAGCAACCACAUCAACAACAACAACAACCACAAACAACGCUGCCGCCGCCGCUGCCGCUGCUGCCGCCGCCGCUGCUGCCGCCGCCGCCGUCAUGGGCCAUCACCAUACAGCAGCACUGGAAGUGGGCAAGAAGCGGGCAGCGGACACUGAUCUGUUUCCACUGCAAUUCUCUGGAAUGGUACCGUUCAAACGUCCAGCUGGAGAGAAGUCUGGCAUUCCAGUUUAUCAACCCGGUGCGACUACGUAUCAGCAGCUAAUGCAGCCCUAUGUUCCAGUCUCAUGUGAGUAUCCCCAACAACAACAACAACAACUACAACAACAACAACAUCAACAACAACAACCACAACAACAACAACAAGUACUAGUACUACAACAACAACUACAACAACAACAAUUAGCGUUAAGUAGCGCCAUAACAACAACAACUACAACAGCAACAACAGCCAGUAAUAAUAAUAUUAAUAAUAAUAAUAACAGUAAUAAUACCAUUCACGUAAAUGCUGUAAUUGCUACUGCUAUCAAUCCAUCAUCCACAUCAACCACAUCAAUCGAUCAAUCAGCAACAGCAGCAGCAUCAGCAGCUGCAGCUGCAGCAGAUCCUACUAAUAAUCACAGUGACGAUAGUCACGAUAACAGCGAUAACCAUAACGAUAACGAUAACGAUAAAGUUGAUAAUGAUAAUGAUGAUGAUGAUAAUGCUGCUGAUGAUAAAGAGAAUGAUAAUCCACAAGACAGUGACGAUCACACCAAUACAGUGAAUCCAAAUUCAAGUCCCGCUAUUGAUUGUAAUACAACACAAACAAAUGCACUCACAACAGAAGCAGUAGCAGCUGCCACAGACACAGACAUAGACACACAGGAGACACAGGCAUCGUCGGCACCUGCAACAGCAGCAGCAGCAGCGUCAGUAGCAGUAGCAACAUCAUCAUCCAAUGGCAGCUCACCCGCCCCCUGUCCAUCGCCAACCACUGACAGUAGUAGCCUUCUGCCCCUGCCCCUGCCCCUGCCAACCAGUAGCGACAAUAACAAUUACUUGUCCUAUAUCAAUAACAAUUUAACCAACGGGCAACGGAUCAAGUCCGCCAGCCCACCAGAAGAGCCCCUCAAUGGCGAAGCAGACAUUGCCCCAUCAUCCGUUGCAGCAGCAGCAGCAGCAACAGCAGGAGCAUCCCUGACCUCGGCUCCUCGUAGCUAUAGCAAACAUAAUGGCGAUGCCUAUCAGAGGGCCAGCAAUGCCACAUACUCCAUGAAUGGCCACAGCACUGGGAUACUGCCCACACCCACCAGCAGCGCCCCCACAGUGACGUAUCAGUCCCAGGCUCAGGCGCAAGCCCAAGCACAGGCCCAAGCUCAAGCCCAGGCCCAGGCCAGUUUGCAGCGCAUGAACUAUUCGAUGCCCGCCUAUAGCUAUGCCAAUCUGUACUCCCCCUACAACAGCGGCACCUCCUCCAUCGUGAGCAUGGCAGGCAACACCCCCUCCUAUGUCCAGGCCCAAAUGCAGCAGCAGCAACAGCAGCAACAAGCCCAACAGCAGCAACAGCAGGCACAGGCCCAAGCUCAAGCCCAAGCCCAUGCCCAUGCCCAGGCUCAGGCACAAGCCGCCUAUGCGCAGCAGGCAUAUGCCGCAUAUGCGGCCGCCGCUGGACUCACGUCACAGCCAACGGCAGCGGCUGGCGGCUACUAUGCCGAUCCCGCUGCCCUGGCCAAGGAGGUGGCCCAAAAGAACUAUGCCCUCAAGGUGGCCAGUGCUGCAUCCGCGGCGGCCAAGCCGGGUGCCCAUUCGGCGGCCGCCUACACAGGCAUGACCCUCAACAAGGGAUAUGUGGCCGCUGCAGCUGCACCGCAGCCCGUUCAGGCGCCACAGCCACAGGCCGUCUCAAUGGCCACCCUCCUGCAGAUGCAGGCACAAGCACAAGCACAAGCUCAGGCCCAGGCUCAUGCCCAGGCGCAGAUGCGGCAGAUGGGAUCCCUGCCCAAUUCGGGCAUGUCCACACCCAUGGCGCCUGGCACGCCCCUCCGGUCGGCAUCCGCCGGCGGUGCCCAGGCACCGCAGUACUUGUCUGCAGCUGGUGCCGCCUCUGGCGCCCUGUUGCGUGCACCCUCGCCAAUGCAAUAUGCCGGCGCCCAAGGCUACUUCUAUCCGGGAGUAAUGUCCGGACCGGCUGCAGCCGCCGCCGGAUAUGCUGCCUAUGCCAUGCCCUCGAGUCAGGCGGCAGCGGCACAGCAAUAUGCAGCAGCAGCAGCAGCUGCCGCCGCUGCUGCCGCCCAGGGGGGAGGAGCCCAAGGUCUGAAUCCCUAUAAGAAGAUGAAGACAUCCUAAAAAGGGGACCACCCUCCCAGCCCCUUUUACACAAGACACAACUGUACUUAAAAGCUCUCCCGUUGAGGAAACAACAACAAACAUCGAAGACGUAAGAAAUAUGUGCCUCAGAAUUAGAACGAUUAGACUUUAGUUUUUAGCCCUCCACCACCCCCCAUCAACGUAGCGAUAGAGAGCAUCCAUGCCACACAUGACAUACGAUAAAAGAAGGCUUUGCAAAAGCUUUUCCCCACCCACACCCCACUAACACAUGCGCGCAUUCGCAUGCCCCACACAAAAGAAAAGAAAAGCCUUACUAACACAAAUGCCGCGCAGCUUGCAACGAAACGAAAAGAAAAACAAAAACAAAAACUCUUUUGCCAUUAAGUUAUUAACGAAACGAAAUACAAACCUCAAUGUGGACUUAAGGUGUUGCCAUUAUUCUCAAGAUGCAAUGAAACGAAGAAGACGAAGGAGAAGAAGCUUUUAAAAAGCAACCACGAAAUAAGAAAGGGAAAGAGAAACAAAUGUUAUGUUAGAUGAUAGAUUUUUACUUAAGUUCCUUCUCUGGUUAGCAAUUAGUCAAACACUAAACAGAAAAAAACAAAAACAAAAGAAGAUACGAAUAGGGGGGGGGUUUGGUAAAGGCAAUGGGAAAAGUAAUGUGAUAGCACACACACAAACAUAACCCCUCUCCCACACACACAGCUGAUUCAGAGAAAUAAGAAAUGCCAUCCAUCCCACGACUGCCUGCGCUCUCUCUUAAUGUGCUCUCUCGCUCUCAGAUCGAUCCCACUGCUGCUGCUACUGUUACUGUUGCUGUUGCAGUCGCACACCCAUAAAUGCAGCCACGUUCCCGUUCUAUUGCUUUUCACCCAUCCAUCAUUCUCUUUACUUCUGCUCUCAGAAGGAGCGCGUUUCUCCUCUCUCUCUCUCUCUCUCGCCCGCUAUCGCUGUCUAUCCUUAAAUGUUUACCUACAUAGAUAGCGGCCAUAAAUAUCGUGAAUGCUGUUGUAAUUGUUUAAAUUAAAUUGUUGAGCAACGAAAGAAAAUUGUGCAUAACGUAACGGAAUAUUGUCUAGUUAUAUAGAAUACUACUUAUACGAUAUACAUACAUACAUCAUAGCUGUAUGCUGCUACUAUCUACUAUAUAUAUAUAUAUAUAUAUAUAUAUACACACACACCCCCCCACACACUCUGUACUCUUCUUACCCACACACACGCUCAUUCACCACACAACUACGCAUACACACACACACUCUUUUAAAAAGAAGAAAGAACGAUCUGUAAAUCGUAUAUCUAUAGCCUUACUAAUCACCAGAAGUCACUCUCUAACACACACAUACACUCUGACACCUGUUAAGCCACCCUUCAAAAUUAAUUAAUUCAUAAAAAUUAACAUUAUGUUUGUCAAAGAUUUAUACCCGCAGAGAACUAUGUAAAACUUUUGUUUUCGUUUCGAUCAUCAUCUCUGUCUUUUAAUCCCUCUCCCACACACUCACAACACACACACACUUUAUUGCUAUCUUCAAUGUAUUCUAUAUGUUUUUGUUUCUUUCUGUAAUCAAAUGUAAAAAAAAACAAACAAAAAAUAACAAAAGAGAAUAAAAUCAUUGGCAAACAGAAUUAAGUUUUUAAUGUUAGAUCUCUCGUGUGUGAUUAUCAGUUCUUUUCACUCUCUUCUAUGUAAUGUUUAUGUUUUAUUUAUAUAUAUAUUAUAUAUAUUUUAUGUAAAAGAAACCAUUUUUUAAUGUAGUUAUUACAUAUAUAAUUUAUUAAGAAAAAAACAAAUAAUAAAUUUUGCCACUGACUUGCGCGCACACUCCUAAGUCUUAAAUCCACAUGUCCCCCACACAGCAUCCCACAGCCCAUCCCCUACAUUUUGAGACAAACAAAAAAAAAACAUCCUUACAUUAUGAUAUGAUAUAUACAUACUUACUAUAAUCUCUCUAUGUAAAAUUGUUCUUAAUUGAAGUACUUCUAAUGUCGUUAAAACAACAGAUUUUGAUGUGUUUUUUUUUGCCACUAAUUCUUAUCCUAAUUCUAAUUCUAAUUUAUAGUUUCGAUAGUUUUUAUUAAUGUUUUAUUUGAAAUAUCGUGUUUUUAUCUAAAUAUAGUUUACAUCAAACAAAAACAAAAAUAUAUAUCCUAUAUUCUGUGUGUUGGUAUUUUACUUUUUAUUCGAUUUUAUUUAGUUUUCUGUUGUGCCGCUUUCCUCAUUCAUUCUACCCUUUAAAUACUAUGAUAUAUCCGGAACACCCGCCCCCACAAAUACACACAAUACACAAAACACAAAGCAUUUCCACACACUUGCGCUUAACGGCAGAGCCAGCACUCUUAUACACGCCCUCUAGAGCUUGAAGAACUCCACCCGCCCCACCCGCCACUCGUACUUUUUCACCAUCCUCUGACAUCCUGUAUAUGUUUUAGCUCUUAGUAUAAUGGCAAUGGCAAAGCAAAAUGAGUACGCUAACGGUAGAGAUCUAUAUCUAUAAUAGUUGUAAACCUCUGAACAAUAUAUCGUACAUAUAUAUAUUAUCAGUAUCUGAAUGUAUGACCAAUGGGCCAGCUAAUUGCUUGGCUUAUUCUAUCUAUACUUGGAUAUAUACAUUUAUACUUGAUAAGAAAGAUGCUUUAACAUGCAGCGAGACAGUAUCGAAAACCAUUAAUAAUUAGAACCAAUAAAAGUAUCUAUAUCUAUGUAUGUCUUAUAUCCUCUAUAUGUCUUGCCUAAAACUCUGAUAACAUUAUAUACAUUUAUGUGUGUUGUAUGGUUACACCCUCUUUUUUUUCGUUAACAAAACUGAGAACUGCGCAAAAGUGUCUAGAAAAUCGCUCUGUCUCAAACAUAAAUCCCAAAUAACAACAGCAAAAAGAUGAAAACUAACAGCAAGAACACAAUCUCCACUGCAUGACGCAAAAGAUAUAUAUAAAAAAAAAUUAAAAAAAAACUAACUUGCAUUCUAGAAUCUACAUAAGAACUCAUAUAUACCUCUACAUAUUUUACUCCGCUUAAGCACCCAAAAUAAAACAAAUACACACAAAAACUGCUUCAAAUUACAAUAUUUAGAACAGCCGUUAACAUUUGGAUUGAAUAAUACAAUAAAUGUAUA